AUGGGUAGAUUUCAGAAUCCUUUAACCAAUGGAAAAGAAAAAGGAGGUGAUAAUUUCCACUUUAUUGGUGUUGAUGUCGGCACAGGCUCUGUAAGAGCCUGCGUGAUUGACAGAAAGGGAGAUAUUUUGGCUUUAGUUGAUAAGCCUAUUAGUAGGGAGGAAUUGAAACCAGGUUUCAUAACACAAUCCUCGGAAGAAAUUUGGGAUAGUAUCUGUUUCUGUGUUCGGAAAGUCAUCGCUGACGCUAAGAUUCCUGCUAAUAAGGUCAUUGGUAUUGGUUUCGACGCAACCUGUUCACUGGCCGUAGUAGAUAAGGAUACUUUGGAAGGACUUGCUGUAGGCCCGCAAUUUUCCAAGAAUGAUCAAAAUAUCAUUAUGUGGAUGGAUCACAGAGCAUCGCAGGAGACAGAUGAAAUAAAUUCAAUUUAUGAUGCCCCUUUGAAGUAUGUAGGCGGCAAAAUGUCAAUUGAAAUGGAAAUGCCAAAAAUUAAGUGGUUGAAAAAUCAUAUGCCAAGAGAAACAUUUCGAAAGGCCGUGUUUUUUGACCUGCCUGAUUACUUAACUUUCAAGGCCACAGGAAUGCAAAAUAGAUCUCUUUGUUCAGCAGUUUGCAAACAAGGUUUACUUCCAAUUGGGGUAGAAGGUUCAACUGAAGGUUGGUCAAGAACGUUUCUUAGUAACACUGGCUUGCCAGAAUUAAUAGAAAACGAAUUUGAAAGGAUUGGGGGUCCAGGCAACAAUUCCAGGAAUUUCUUAAGUGCAGGUGAAUAUGUUUCGACAUUAUCCAAAAGUUCAGGCGAGCAACUUGGCUUGACCGAGAGUUGCGUCGUUGGUUCAGGUUUAAUAGAUGCAUAUGCAGGACUUAUAGGAACAAUAGCUGCAAGGAUAGAUGAAAGUGCGCGCACCCAGGAUGAUGCGAAUGGGCAAGAUCUACAAAACGCAAUAGGUAGGCUUGCUGCUGUUGCCGGGACCUCUACAUGCCAUAUAACCUUAUCAGAUAAGCCUAUCUUUGUUAAUGGUGUCUGGGGACCUUAUAAAGAUAUCUUGGCCAAGGAUUAUUGGUGUGCUGAAGGAGGGCAGAGCUGUACAGGCGAAUUGUUGAAACAUGUCAUAACGACACAUCCAGCAUACGAAGAGCUCAAAAUAAAGGCUGCGAAGUCAAAACUUGACCUUUUUGAAUGUCUGAAUGAGAUUAUACGCGAUCUUGCCGAGCAAAAGGGUACAUGUACGAUAUUGGAGUUAACGAAAGGCCUAUUUCUUUAUGGUGAUUACCAUGGAAAUAGAUCUCCCAUUGCAGAUCCCCGAAUGAGGGCUUCUAUUAUUGGACAAUCCAUGGACACAACGGUAGAAUCCUUGGCACUUAUAUACUUAGCAGCAUGUGAAUUCAUAGCACAUCAAACGCGACAUAUCAUUACAAAAAUGAAUGAAGCUGGGCACUCAAUACGGAGCAUAUACAUGUCAGGGGGUCAAUGUAGAAAUAAUAUAUUAAUGGAAUUGUUGGCUGACUUUACAGGUUUACCCGUUGUUAUUCCCAAAUAUAUUGAUGCUGCUGUCGUGUUCGGAGCAGCAUUAAUAGGUGCAACUGCAUGGGACGUUUUUAAUCAGUGCGAAACUAAUGAUGAUAGAGUUCCACAGGUUGAACAUACUUUAUGGAAUGCUAUGGUUAAAAUGACAGGUAACGGUACGACUAUUGCACCGAAAGUGAAUAGGCACGCUUCACAAGCGCUUUUGAAUACUAAGUAUAAAAUUUACAUGGAUAUGGCAAAAACACAGAAAAAAUACAGAAGUUUAAUUGACGACAGCUUGAGCGUGCAAUAG
Molecule: messenger RNA, 1818 nt
Organism: Kazachstania africana CBS 2517
Lineage: Eukaryota; Fungi; Ascomycota; Saccharomycetes; Saccharomycetales; Saccharomycetaceae
Product: putative phosphotransferase
Exons: 1
Coding region: 1-1818 (605 amino acids)
Biological process (GO): carbohydrate metabolic process
Molecular function (GO): kinase activity; phosphotransferase activity, alcohol group as acceptor
Source: RefSeq, a predicted model, not a curated record